GCCUUUCUCGUGUUGACGGCCAAGAUGGAACCAAUCGCGAUCAUCGGCAUAUCUUUCAAAAUGCCCCAGGAGGCAUCAAAUGAGUCAACUCUCUGGGAAGUCAUUGAAAAAAAGAAGAACUUGAUGACAGAGUGGCCUCGCGAACGAACAAAUAUUGCAGCUUUUCACAAUGGACCAGACCAUGAACCUAAUAUGCUUUCUGGCCGCGGCGGUCAUUUCAUGGACAUUGACCCAGAAGCGUUUGAUGCUCCAUUCUUCUCUGUGACAGCGAAGGAAGCAGCUGCUAUGGAUCCGCAGCAGAGGAUCCUCCUAGAAACAUCUUUCCAUGCUUUUGAGAAUGCCGGGAUUCCCGUUGAAAACCUCAAAAACUCACAGAUGGCAGUCUUUGAGGCUUCCAUGUCUGACGACUAUCUCAGAAUGUAUUCCAAGGAUACGGAGAGCAUUCCAGUCUCUGCAGCUACAGGUACUACUGCUUCUGUCCGCGCAAACAGAAUCAGUUGGUACUAUGGUUUGCUCGGACCAAGCGUUCAUGUGGAUACCGCUUGUUCAAGUGGAAUGGUGGCGGUAGAUCUGGCAUGUCAGUCGAUCCGAAGUGGUGAUGCUUCUUCGGCCCUCAUCAUUGGGUGUAACCUAAUGCUGAGUCCGGAAAUGUCUGUUUCUCUCAGUAACCAAGGCUUCCUGUCUCCAGAUAGCUUGUGCUAUAGCUUUGACUCCCGAGCUAAUGGCUAUGCGAGAGGAGAGGGCUUUGUUGCUAUAAUUAUCAAACCACUAACCGCAGCUCUGGAGGAUGGUGACACAAUAAGAGCCAUCAUUCGAUCAGUUGGCACAAAUCAAGAUGGGCAUACGCCAGGGUUAUCGCAGCCAAGUGCCGACGCACAAGAACGCCUCAUUCGUCACGUGUAUGCGAAAGCAAAUCUUGAUUUCAAAUAUACUCGCUACUUUGAGGCCCACGGAACUGGGACACCUACUGGUGACCCCAUUGAGAUGAAAGCCAUUGGAAGGGUGUUCCGAGCUUCUCGAAACAAACAAGAGCCUUUGUUCGUUGGCUCAAUUAAAUCCAAUAUUGGCCAUUUGGAAGGCGGGAGUGGACUUGCUGGGAUUGUCAAGGCAGUAUUGAUUUUGGAACGCGGUAUAAUCCCGCCCAACGCUCUGUUCAAGAAGCUCAAUCCAGCAAUCGAUGCUUCAUUCUACAACGUACAGGUACCGACGCAAAGCUAUGCCUGGCCAGUUGCUGGAUUACGCCGAGCAUCUGUCAACUCUUUCGGCAUGGGUGGAACAAACGCUCAUAUUGUGCUUGAUGAUGCAUAUCACUAUAUGGUAAGCAAUGGCUUAAGUGGCAACCAUCAAGUGCAAAUGCAUGCUGAGCAGAAUGGAAAUGGCGUGUCAUUGAUCAAUGGAGUAAACCUAAAUGGUAAUGGUGAAUCUCACGAUGAUCAAGGUACCCACAGCCUCGACGAAAAACCACAAUGCCGCAAUGGAGUCAACUCGUCGCCAUCUUCGACGCUGUUGGUGUGGACAGCUCACGACGCGAAUGCAUUGAAGUCUCUCAUCCAGGACUUUAAAGUCUAUUACGAUGCAAAUGUGACUGGAAAUCCCAUCAUGGUCCAGAGAUUGGCACAUACUCUUGCCACACGGCGUAGUCGAAUGCCAUGGCGAGCCUUCGCACUUGUCAACGAGUCUGAUAACUUAGCGACAUCAACGCCAAAUCGAGCAAGCUCCGAAGGUGGCAAAGUCGCCAUGAUCUUCACCGGUCAAGGAGCACAAUAUGCUGGAAUGGGACGAGAGCUUUUGCAUUACCCAGUCUUCAGACAAACCAUGCAAAGGGUCAAUGACGUUUUUGCAAAACUCGGAUGUAAAUGGUCAAUAUUUGACGAAAUACUGAACCCUGACACCAUAAACAGACCCGAGUAUAGCCAGCCGUUAUGCACGGCUCUUCAGAUUUCUCUCAUAGAGUUGCUGAAAGAGUUUGGAAUUGUACCAGCAACUGCCGUUGGCCACUCGUCUGGGGAGAUUGCCGCUGCUUAUGCUGUUGGGGCACUUUCGCUAGAGGCUGCCAGCGUUGUCUCAUACUUUCGAGGCCAAUUAGCAGGAACUCUCGCAGGCUCUUCUGGUGCAAUGAUGUCCGUGAAUCUAGACCAAGAGAGCGCCCAGCAACUGUUGGACGAAAUGGCAUCUCAGAAUGGUGACGCCGAGACUCCGCUGCAGAGCGUUCAUGUCGCCUGCAUCAACAGCCCGGUCAAUUGCACCUUAUCCGGUGCUGAAGCAUCCAUCGACAUCAUCAAAAGCCGGCUGGAUCAGGAUGGAAUAUUCGCCCAGAAGUUCAAUACUGGAGGGUUAUCCUAUCACACCCCCGCCAUGAAUGCCAUCGCAUCCAAGUAUCUCGAAGUUUUGAGCUCAGCGCAGGCUAUGAUUUCAAAUGCAGAAAGAGGGAACAAGAAUACAGGCAUUCCAAUGAUAUCGUCUGUCACUGGAAAGGUGGCCACAGUGAAAUCUCUUUCCAGCGCUCAAUAUUGGGUCGACAAUUUGGUCUCCCCCGUCAGAUUUCUGCAAGCAAUGCGGACUAUUGCUGGCGAUAACAUUGCACUCACGGGCGAUCUUAGCUUCGUAGGCUUUGAUCCCCAAACGAUCACUGAUGUUAUUGAGGUUGGCCCUCAUUCAGCGCUCCGGCGCCCAAUCAAUGACACGCUACAGCUCUCGGCCGAAGGAGACGUGUCUACGCAAAGCCCAAGUUCGAGGAAGCGCAACAUCAGAUAUCAGUCUACUCUCGUAAGGGGUAAAUCCUCUAUAAAUACUACUCUGGACCUCGUUGGGAGGCUGUUUACGUAUGGUCAUGCUGUCUCGAUCUCAGCAAGCAACGGCUACAUAAGAGAUUCCAAGGGUCCUGAGAAGGAUUCUUUGCGCGGUGGUGUUGAAAGCACAAAGAUCUUGUCAGACUUACCAAAGUAUCCUUUUGAUCAUUCUCACAAAUACUGGUCUGAGUCAAGAAUCAGCCGGGGGUAUAGAUUGCGCCAUGAAAAUAUAUCAGCCAGUGACGGAAGCGACAGGCUUCUUGGAAAACCGGUCGAUGAUUGGAAUCCACUUGAGCCUAGGUGGAAGAGUUUUUUAAGCAUUGAAACUCAUCCUUGGCUUGGGGGACAUGUUGUGAAUAGGAUCACUGUUCUGCCAGGCACUGGAAUGCUCGUCAUGGCUAUCCAGGCCGCAAGGCACCAGUUUUCCUACAAUAAAACGCUCUCUUCGCGUCGAAUAGUCGGCUAUUACAUCAACGAAGCUGAAUUCAAAAGCCCGAUAAUGGUUGGGGAUAAAGCACAAGACGCCACUGAGGUCAUCACUCAGCUUCGCAAUGUCCAGGGUGAAAACAACAGUAACUCAGUGGAGUUUGAUAUUGUGAUCUUUUGCAUUUCCAAUGAAGAUCGUUGGAACGAAUCCUGUCAUUGCCGAGUUGAGUUACAAUUGGAUGAUUCUCGGAUGAAUGAUGUCGAUAGCGGAGCGGAGCAACGCUUCGAAGAACAUGAGUUGCAGGACACAUACCAUACCUUGGAUCUUGCCUGUCAAAGGAAGCUUGUGCCUGAUGAAUUCUACGAUGCAUUCAGGGACAACGUGGAUGUCGACUAUGGAACGACGUUUAGGCUGUUGGAAAACAUCAAGUGGGAUGGCCAUCAUCGGGCUAUUGCUUCUGUCGAUCUGGCCUCAGAAUCAGUUAUCAGAAACACCAAUACAUCACAGGUCCCGGUUACUGCCGUGCUGGAUGCUUCUGUUCAUCUUGUUCUUACUCAGGUUUCAAAGGGUCUAGUCGAAUUCCAUCAUACCCUUGUUUUACACAAGGUAACCGGCAUGUGGAUCUCUGACAAAGCAUGGAAUAAUGCCAACUCCCAACAAGUCUCAAUCGUGAGACUGGCCAACUCCAUGGUUCGUGGCCCAAAUAAGACGGGUAACGUCAAGAGCACAAUUUUUGGUCUAGGUGACGAUGAUUCCGUCCUCUUUCGUCUCAAACAUGUUGAUAUGGCUGCGGUCUCUAAGAUCAACGGAGACGACCUGGGCAGCAUCAGCAAGGAGCGUGGAAGGCUUCUGCACACCAUUGACUGGAAACCCCAACUGAGUCUCUUGAACUCAAACCAACUCGGUCAGUUAAUGGACAAGCAAAAGCCCAUGGUAGGCAACGAGAGUCUCAUGGUCAAGUUUUAUCCCAAGAUGGAAUUCGCCAUGAUCAUGGCAGCCCGUAAGGCCCUGGAGGACGGAGCACGUCCACCCCCGGGGUACCUGGAAAGACUGGUGGCUUCGAUCAACGCGCUAUAUAUUCCCGAUGGGGCGGUCGCCAAAGAUGAUGAGGUGAAUGGCAUCGCCAUGUCACUUGAGAACGGGCGGAUCCCUCAGCCAACAAAUACCAUGAGUGAUGAUGAGCUGGAGCUCUUGCUGAAAGAAUGCGAGGAUGAUAAUCCUUCCUGGGAGGCUUUCCCUGUAAUUGCUCGCCAGCUGAAGCCCGUAAUAAGCGGUGAGAUGGACCCGCUGAAUUUGAUCUUUCCGAAUGGUCUGGCCGAGAAGUACUACAAAUCUCUGUUUCGACAGAACUGCGACAACCGUUUCCGACUCUUUCUAGAGCUACUGUGCCAUGAGACACCUGGGAUUUCUGUGCUCGAGGUUGGCGGUGGAACCGGGGGUAUGACUGAGCAGUUCUUGUCAGCUAUCUCAGAGAUAGAAAGCACCAAGGGGAUCACGUGUAUAUCAGAGUACACAUUUACCGACAUCUCACCAGCUUUCUUCGAACAUGCAAGCGAGAAGUUUGGAGAUUACUCGGAGCGAAUGAUUAUGAAAAAGUUCGACCUGGAGCGCGAACCUGAGGAGGAAGGUUUUACGCCAGCAACUUAUGACGUUGUCGUUGCGGGAAGUGUGGUUCAUGCUACACGUGAUGUUACGAAGACACUUAAGAACCUCCGAAGACUUAUCAAACCGGGGGGCUAUCUGAUCCUCCUAGAAAUCGUCGAUGCUGGCUCUGCAAGUGGUAAUGUGGGUUUCGGUGUCUUUCCUGGCUGGUGGCUAAGCUCCGAGGAGUGGCGUCCCCAUAGCCCCUUGUUGACAGAAAAGCAGUGGGAUGUGCUUCUCAAGCAAACAGGGUACUCCGGCAAUCAUCUUGUGCUUCGAGACUAUGCCAGUGAUAUUUGUCACAUCUCCAGCAUCAUUGUGUCAAAAAUUGUCGGUGACGACACCAUACAAAACUCUCAUCCCACAAACGGUGUUGACCACUCUCGUCCGAUUACUUCUCCAUACCAAAUGGUUGUUCUUGUUGCUAAACAAUCUUCGGCCCAAGCUCACCUUGCGGAACUGCUGCUGCAAAAGGGCGAGCAGAAUGGGAACGCAAUUAAAGUUCAGCUCUGGUCAAGUGAGCUUCAGCAACCUGAAUAUUUGAAUUCUCUUCUGCAAGAAGACACAGUUGUCAUCUCACUCUUAGAAGUUGGCCAGCCAUUUUUGUCCAAAAUAUCUGCAGAAAGUUUUGCCACACUUAAAAGCUUCAUCAGAACCGUACGCAAUCUUCUUUGGGUAACGUACAUGGACCUUGAGGAUCCAGAAUUUGCAUCUGCUUCAUUAAUGAAAGGCUUUUUCCGCACUAUACGAUCUGAAGCAGUAGAAAAGAACAUUGUUACACUUUCUUUGGAUGGUAUAGCCGAGACGGUCUCGUUUCAGACGUGGACUGACGAUGCUUAUCAGGCAGUGGUGGGCUACAUAUUGACCACCGUGCUGGGGACGUUCGUACCCUCUGCGGGGAGUUCAACCCCUCUAGUUGCGAAGGAACUAGAGUAUGUUGUUGAAGGAGGCAUGAGCUGUAUUGGGCGACUCGUAGAGGAGUCGAGCAUGAACCAGAAGCUGCAAACCAUCCUUAGCCCACAACUGAGAAGCGAGCCAUGGUCCACAGGUCCAGGGGUUGUGCUUAAUGUAGGAACCCCUGGCGCAUUGGACACUCUGCAUUUCGUGGAAGACCCCACAAACAACCAACCGCUUGACCCCGACGAGAUCGAGAUUGAGCCGAGGGCUUGGCCUAUCAACUUUAGGGACAUACUGAUUGCCCUGGGCCGUAUAGAGUAUGACACUUUAGGCAUGGAAUGUGCCGGAAUCGUUACUAAGAUUGGCGCCAACUAUGAUAACGAACGGUCUGGGCUGUCUAUUGGCGAUAGGGUCUGUAUCUGUUCAUACGGAAGUAUACGCAGGUACGCGCGAAGCCACGCCGAAUUGGUAUACAAAAUUCCUGAUGAUGUCUCGUUCGAGGCCGCCGUAUCGGCUAUCACUCCCGGUAUCACAGCGUAUUAUGGAUUGAUUGAUCUUGCACGGCUAAAACCGGGUGAAUCAGUCCUCAUACACUCGGCAGCCGGCGCGACAGGGCAGAUGGCAGUUCACAUCGCUCAAUUCUGCGGUGCAACUGUCUUUGCUACUGUGGGCCAUGAUGAGAAGAAAAAGUUCCUCGUCGACAAGUUUGGCUUACAAGAGGAUCAUAUAUUUUACAGCCGCGAUUCUUCCUUCAAACAGGGAAUCAAGCGCAUGACUGGAGGUCGCGGAGUUGAUGUUGUCUUCAACUCACUGGCCGGAAAGGGCUUACGAGCAUCCUGGGAGUGUGUUGCUCCGUACGGACGCUUUCUUGAUAUCAGCAAGGCAGACAUGAUUGCAAACGCCGCUCUUCCGAUGUCUUCAUUCCAGGGCAAUGUUAGUUAUUUUGGCAUUGAUGUUCAUCAUAUGGGAAACCACAACAUAGCCGCCAUGAAGACUCUAUUCACAAGGGUCAUGAGUUUACUUGAAGAUGGAACUAUCCCCCACCCAAAGCCGCUGCAUUGCUAUUCUGUAACAAACAUCGAAAAUGCGCUGCGUUUCAUGCAAGGUGGGAAGAAUAUUGGAAGAGUUAUUAUUACUGCCUCUCCGACGGAUGUGGUCCCGAAGCUAAGCCGUGACCCUGAUUUAUGGACACUCAACCCUUUGGCUUCCUACCUUGUUGUAGGAGGUCUGGGAGGACUUGGUCGUGCAAUUCUCGCAUGGAUGGCAAACAAAGGUGCCAGACAUCUGAUUGUGCUUUCAAGAUCAGGACUUUCGGAGUCAAACACUGAAGCGAUGCGAACAGUUAAAGAACUCCGAGAACAAGGUGUUACAAUCAUUACUCCAGCAUGUGAUGCUUCAUCGCUGCCCGAUUUAUCAACCCAGCUUGCUCAAUGCGCUGAGACCAUGCCCGCGAUAGCUGGUUGCAUCAACGCAGCGAUGAGCCUACAAGAUGCGGUUUUCGAGAACAUGACAUAUGAGCAAUGGGCACUGACCAUUGACUCCAAGGUGAAGACAACAUUCAAUCUUCAUCAACUGCUUCCAGUUGGCUCAUUAGACUUCUUCGUUUUAUUCUCGUCACUCUCCGGAAUCUACGGAAGCAUCGCGCAAUCAAAUUAUGCAGCCGGAUGCACAUUUCAAGACGCGAUAGCUAAACAACGAGCGUCCAGAGGCGAGAAUGCUGUAUCCCUGGACAUCGGCUGGAUGCGAACAAUUGGUAUCAUUGCAGAGAAGACAGAAUAUCAACGCAAUCGAGAAAACACUGGAGAUAUGAUGGCAAUUGAAUCGGAAGAGCUACUGGGAGUCCUAAGCCAAAUCUGUAGGCCAGCCAUAUCCAAUGCUAGGCACCAAGUGCUCAUUGGAGCCGUCACCCCCGAGCACUUUUACGCAAGGGGUAAGAACCCGGCUCCGUCGCUCCAACGUCCUCUCUUUUCAGGAUUUGGGACCAAUAUUGCCAGCCGUUUCAAAGGCGCAAACCAGGAGAACUCGACAGAGGAUGAACCGAGUAAACUGUUCAAACAAGCAACUAGUUCAAAGGAGAAGGCCCUCGUUGUUGCUCGAGCAAUCACUAUCAGGAUAGCUCGUGCCCUUGCGAUUCCAGCAGAGGAAGUUGAGUCUAGUAAACAGCUGUCUGAUUAUGGUGUCGACUCUUUGAUGGCAGUUGAACUUCGUAACUGGAUUGGCAGAGAUUUCCAAACCAACGUCGCCGUGUUUGAGAUUAUGAGUGGUACAACCAUACAAGGGCUAGGCCAAUUAGUCGCAGAACGAGCUGGAUGA
Clonostachys rhizophaga is the source of this 8067-nucleotide messenger RNA. The record is from the annotation of a GenBank genome assembly. NCBI's taxonomy places the organism in Eukaryota, Fungi, Ascomycota, Sordariomycetes, Hypocreales, Bionectriaceae.